CCCUCUGCCCCGCCACCGCCGCAGCUGCAGCCGCCGCUCGGGCUGCGGCUCAUCCCGGGUCGCGUUCGCCGUCCCGGCCGCGGCGUGAAGGGCACCGAGUGUGGCUGCGUGACCGGCCGCGGCGCGAGGAGCCCUUCUUCUGCCUCCCUGCGGCCCGCGCGGUGGACGGUGUCGGGACCGAGUGUGGCCGCCGCGCCCCUCGCCCCGCUCCCGGGCGGCCGCUCCGGCCCUUCCGGGCGGCGCCGCUGCCUCAGCCCGCUCACACGCAGAUGUGGGAAGACAAAUGAAGGGGUUUAGAUGCCAAAUAAAUGUCAGUGGAAAGGAGAGCUACCGACACUAAGGGCUGAACACAAGUAAACUCCUUUUUCAGAGUUAAAGAAUUAUUGAAAAAAAAAAAACCAACAAGAUGGGGACGCCUGGUUCUGGAAGGAAAAGAACACCCGUGAAAGAUCGAUUUUCUGCAGAAGACGAGGCUUUGAGUAACAUCGCUAGAGAGGCAGAAGCAAGACUAGCAGCAAAGCGGGCCGCCCGGGCCGAAGCGAGAGACAUCCGCAUGAGGGAACUGGAACGACAGCAAAGAGAGCCUUCUCAUCAUUGCUCUGACCGGAAAUGGGGGCAGAUUCAAAAGUGGCUGGAAGAUUCAGAGAGGGCCACGUAUUCUCACCGGUCUGGCCAUCACCGUUCUUACCUGGGAUUAGAGGAUACAUUGUCUUUUCGAAGCCUUGGCAGUCACAGGAGUUCAUCGAAGGACAUUACUGGGACACACUGGAGCAGAGCCAGCACACCCAAAAGGAGAGACAUGGUGUACGAUACCCUCAAGGACAGAUCAUCAAGGGUUCCGUCAUUAAAUUAUUCUUACAGUCACACCUAUGGGAUGAAGAAGCGAUCUUCUAGUUCUCAUAAAGACCCCCUGAGUGGCCUCUAUUUUGACCAGAGAAACUAUAGCAGUCUUAGACAUAGCAAACCUACCUCGACCUACUGCUAUCGGUCUUCUUCCCUGUGCAGUGAUCCGCUGGGGACAUCGAGUAAGAACAGGGCCUCCUCUGCUGCAAAUUCUGGUCUGCUGAGAAGUGCCAGCCUGGCAUCAUUGUCUGGUGGUGGAUUAUAUAACCCUUAUGGUUCUCGAACUCCAUCUGAAUACAGUUACUACUCAUCGAGAGCAAGUUCCUCCCGAAGCAGCCCUGUGUCUAUCGAUGACGCCGCCGCAAGCAUUGUGUCUUCUGAUCGUGCCAGUCGUGGGCGAAGGGACAGUGUGGUCUCUGCUGCUGAUUAUUUUAGUCGCUCCAAUCGUAGGGGGAGUGUUGUCUCUGAGGUGGAUGACGCCGGCAUCUCAGACUUGACCAGCUUGGAUGAAAAAUCAGACAAACAGUAUGCUGAGAAUUACACAAGACCUUCAUCUCGAAAUUCUGCCUCAGCCACAACACCUCUAAGCGGAAACUCCUCCAGACGGGGCAGCGGGGAUACCAGCAGCUUAAUAGACCCAGACACCUCGUUAAGUGAACUGCGGGACAUCUAUGACCUGAAGGACCAGAUACAUGAUGUAGAAGGGAGAUACAUGCAGGGACUUAAGGAACUGAAGGAGUCUUUGUCUGAAGUAGAAGAGAAAUACAAGAAAGCCAUGGUGUCCAAUGCACAGCUCGACAACGAGAAGAACAACCUGAUCUACCAGGUGGACACCCUCAAAGACGUUAUAGAAGAGCAGGAGGAGCAGAUGGCAGAGUUUUACAGAGAAAAUGAAGAGAAAUCAAAGGAGUUAGAAAGGCAGAAACAUAUGUGCAGUGUGUUGCAGCAUAAAAUGGAUGAACUCAAAGAAGGCCUUCGGCAGAGAGACGAGCUCAUUGAGGAGAAUCAGCGCCUUCAGCAGAAAGUAGACACCGUGACAAAAGAGGUGUUUGACCUCCAAGAGACCCUGCUUUGGAAAGAUAAAAUAAUUGGGGCCCUAGAGAAACAGAAAGAGUACAUUACCUGCCUCAGGAGUGAGCGAGAUGCGCUCAGAGAGGAGCUGCCUGACCUGAAGGAGACAGUGGCGACAGCAGAGAAACAUGGCUUAGUUAUAAUCCCAGACAGCACUCCCAAUGGUGAUGUCAAUCAUGAACCUGUGGUUGGAGCCAUUACUGCUGUGUCUCAGGAAGCGGCUCAGGUCUUGGAGUCAGCAGGAGAAGGGCCACUAGAUGUGAGGCUACGGAAACUUGCUGGCGAAAAGGAGGAGCUCCUGUCACAGGUUAGAAGACUGAAGCUGCAGAUAGAGGAAGAACGGCAGAAGUCUUCAAGGAAUGACGGCACAUCUGGGGACCUGGCGGGACUGCAGAAUGGCUCAGAUUUGCAGUUCAUCGAGAUGCAGAGAGAUGCCAAUAGACAAAUUAGUGAAUACAAAUUCAAGCUUUCCAAAGCAGAACAGGACAUAACCACCUUGGAACAAAGUGUCAGCCGGCUUGAGGGCCAGGUGCUGCGCUACAGAACUGCCGCUGAGAAUGCAGAGAAAAUCGAAGAUGAGCUGAAAGCAGAAAAGAGGAAGCUGCAGCGAGAGCUACGGACAGCACUGGACAAAAUUGAGGAGAUGGAGAUGACCAAUAGCCACCUGGCAAAGCGGCUGGAGAAGAUGAAGGCCAACAGGACGGCCCUUCUAGCCCAGCAGUAGGGGACGGACCUUCUGCCUGGGUGCUGCUCUGAGGGCCCUGCCCAGAGAUACUGACUCUCUGUAUAUUGACACAAAGCCUUUCGAGUACUGUUUGAGUCUUGUCAUUAAACAGCCCCUUUGUAUUUUAUAAUUUAUGAGAAUGAAGCAGGUCUAAUUGUCAUGAAUUUGGAUUUUGUUUGUAGUUCACUUCUAGCGUGAGAACUAGUCUGUGCUGUUUUAUUUUUAAUUUUCAACAUCUUAGAAUCAUGUUUUCUCACCAUCUUCCUCCAACUGCCUCACUGACUGGGCCCGUGGGGGCCCGUGGUGUGGGUCUGGAGGAUGCCGUGCUGAGUGCUGAGACACUUGUUGGAGACCUCAAAACACAAGUGCCUUCUCCACGUGUGAUCCAAGCUUCAGAGACCGAGUGGCCAAGAUUCCUACUCUUCUCCCAGAGCUUUUAUAUUUUGGUGAGGAAGUAUUCAGGGGUAGGGAGUCUGUGUUUCGAUCAAAUUUAUGUUUGGAGAAAAAGGCCUUUUUUUGUAAGAUAUUUAAAUUUAUAUAAAAAUGUUAGAAAAAGAUAUGGGGAGUGUAUAUUAAACUUGAUUGCAUGGGGCAGAGGAAGUCUAGACUUUUACUCUUAAAAUUAAGAGUAGGGUCCUUAGUCUCCGUAUCCGCUGUGCUGUUCCUUGUAGUUUCAUCUGCUGCUGAUUUGUGAAAUGAAACCUCAGACAAGCUUGAGGGGUGAGGGAGGGACAGUACAGGCAGGUAGGGAAUCUGCCUGAAAAACUAUUAAACACACCCUCUGCCAACCAGGAUUGGUGGACACAGUCAUUGUUACCGAAGCUUUUUAGGACAAAUCAUGGAAACCAUGUACAGUCCUGUCUUGCCUUCUUCUUUUCUCAAGACGAGAUAAUCCAGAACAUAGAACUUUUUAAGUUUUUUGAGACAGCAUCUAUGUAGCCCAGGUUGGCCUCCACCUCAUAGUUGUCAUCCAUGGGCCUUUUGGGUGCUGGGAUUCCAUUCAUUGCCUGGCUCUAGAAUAAACAUGCCUAAGAACUUGCAUUUCAUCUUUAAAGAGACCAGUUCAAGAUAUCUCCCUCCCCUACCAUAGCCACUUCACAGGGUUUGUGAUUCUCUUUUGUCAGAAUCAAGGUGGUUUCAUGGGAAUGAUUACUGUAGCUCAGUGUUUACAAAGAAACUAUAUUGAGGAAAAGUCUAAUGAAUCAAAGCCUCUUAAUAAAUCUAGACUUGGAACUAGAUAAUAAAGUUAACUAAAAAGUGAGUGAUAGUUGUUCCCUUCUUUAGUCACUAGCCCUUCAUUUUUAGGGUAUGGAAACUGUCCUGAGCUGAGAGUGCCCUGUGCACGUCCUAACAGGAGCUACAGGUGUGUGGGUGGGGCAGGGAUGCUACACUCAGGUGAUCCAACCCUUCACAUGGAGAAGGUACCCAUCCUGGGUACUGAGAAGCCCUGGCCCUAGCCCUUAUUACUUUAGUUUUUUCCAAUUGAAAUGGCUCUAUUUCUUCAUGAUAUAUUGUUUCCCCUGGAACCUUCUUCAUUGCUUCCUGUGGUCUGUUCUUUACUUUAAACCCUGAGGCAUCAGUCCUUGGGCCGAGUGCUAUAUUUUUCUGAGGCAGGGUUGACCUUAGUAGCUUAUCUGGGCAUUGAAGAAGAGCUCUAUCCUUAUUACUGGUUUUGGAGCCCUUGCCAACUCCCAGUGGACUAGAUUUGACCACCUACCUCAGCAAGUCACCAUAGUUAAGCAGUGAAGGCAAAGAAAGAUUCACUUCCUGUGACCGUGUUGGUAAGAACAGAUAAGAGUUCUGGAAUCCCAAAUUAAUUUUCCAAGUGUUAAUGGUGUGAAAGAGGGAGGAAAGGAGACAAUUGGGGUAUGCAUUGCCGAUCUUGGCAGGCCAGUGGUCUGACUGAUAAAUUAAGUUCAGGUCCCAUGAAAGGCUCUGGAGAGUGCUGGUGACAUCUCUUGAUGGUUUCCAUUGACAUCAUUUCCCACUCCAAGGUGCAGCCUUGUCCUAGUCAGUACUUUCUCAUUUUGAGGGAUAAUCUGUGCUAUGAAUGUUACUUUGGGAGGUACCGGUCCUGUUAUUCCUCAAUUCCAAAGUAACUCCAAAACAGAAUGACUCUGGAGGGAAAAGAUAAAGCCAGAGAGGGGUAAAAUAAUUGCUGAAAUCAGUGUCUCUCUUGCUUCCCCAGAAUCCUCCAAAUAAGAACACCUAGAAAUAUAUUCAGAGCCACUAAAGGGGCUAGUUUAAAAUACUGGGCAAGAAUGCUUUAAAUUUUGUCCCUAAUAAUAAAUUAGCCUUGACUACGAACAGUAAGAGUCUCAGCUCAGGCUUUCUCCAGUCAAUACCAACACUAUUAACAUAUUGCAUUAGUAACUAUCUUUUCUUACUGUUGACCAAAUACCCGACAUUGGAUGGAUUUAUCUUGGCUCACGGUUUAAGAGUAUUGUCCAUGACAGGAAAGGUGUGGAAGAAUUCAUGGACAGGAUUUGGCAGAUGGUUCUCAAGCAGGGAGCCUUUUACUUGGCAUUCUGUUCACACUUUUCAAGUCUUGGAUAUCAACAUGUAGGAGUUUCAUUGAGUGGACCCUCAGGGCACAUUUGCCAGUGCCCAAUACAAAGCCUAAGGUCUAGCUGUGUUCAUCUCUAACAAUUACAGAUACUCUCCUAAGGUCUAGCUGUGUUCAUCUCUAACAAUUAGAUACUCUGUCUGCAUGCUCCUUUUCUGCAACUCUAAACAUGCUCACACUCUGUUCAUGUUUUCUCGCAGUUGACCGCAUAGUUCUCAUCUUUCUGCUUGAAAUGUCAUUAUCAACCUCAAUAAACAGUGAUAACCAAGCCACCACCCAAAGGUUAAGCCGACUUGAAACUGUCUCUGCCAAAUAACUCAAUCCAUUACCUUUGAAUUCAGUCUUACUCAAGGACACCAGAAAAGACAGAGCCAGGUCUUUGCCAGAAUGCAAAUCAGAAUAGCCUAGAUCCCACUAGUUUUUGUUUUCUUCUCAAACCACGUGAGCCAUAUCCCCACUGGCUGCAUUUCUUCUAAAUUCCCACCAGACUCACCCAUGAAGUUAUGAUUACAGUAUUCCAGAGCUCCCCAGCCUGUAACUCCAAACUUUUUUUUUUUUUUUAGUUUUUCGAGACAGGGUAUCUCUGUAGCUUUGGAAACUGUCCUGGAACUAGCUCUAGUAGACUAGGCUGGCCUCAAAGUCACAGAGAUCCUCCUGCCUCUGCCUCCCGAGUGCUGGGAUUAAAGGUGUGCGCCACCAUCGCCCGGCAUCUCCAAACUUUUCUGCAUUCCUCUUGUACACCUUUUUAAAGCUUAUAAACCACAUGACAAGCUUAUCAAAGCAGCAUCCCUUGGUUGUCCAUACCAGUACUUUUAGACAGGUUCAUACAGAAACAGAAUUUAUGGGAUGUAUAAAAGGGAUUUACAAAGAAAGGACUGAGCAGUACAAGGAUGGCUGUCUGCAAGUUGGAGGGUAGAAAACUUGGUAGCUGCCCAGUUCAUAAGGCUGGAUGCCUUAGUAGGCCCAAUCUAGCAUCAAAAGCCUAGGAGAUCCCUAGAGAGGAGUCUUGGUAUUGCAUCCACCUUGGAAGGCUGAAGAAUUUCAGAGUCUGAUGGCAGCAUCAGUGGAGGAUACAGGCCGGUAUACACUUUUUCUGGUAUCUGGACUACUGGAAGUUGCUCUUGCUGCCCACUUAGAGGGUGUCUUCCCCAACCAAUUAUCUGCUCCGGAAGCACUGGCACAGACACACCAAAGUGUCUUUCCUAAGUACUCUAAACCCAGUCAAGUUGACAAGACCAUCAGGACUUUGUGAAGCAGGGUCUUGCUCUGCAGUGCAGUCUCCAUUGACCUGGAACUUAGUAUGUAGACGAGGCUCACCUCAAGCGCACAGGUCCACUUGCUUCUGCCUCCACGUGCUGGCAUCAAGGCAUGUAUCACCAUAUCUUUAGGACUUUUUUUUUUUUUUAAGCAAAGCUGGAGUUUAUUAAGGGAUGGGCACUGAGGGAGGAGAUGUGCAGGGAACCCAAGACAUGAACUUCUCAAAAGUUGCUGUUCUAGGGCUUCCUUUAAAAGGAAUUUCAACUAAUGCAACUUAUGGUAUCUGAUAAUAAAUUUCCAGAAU
Molecule: messenger RNA, 6765 nt
Organism: Chionomys nivalis (European snow vole)
Lineage: Eukaryota; Metazoa; Chordata; Mammalia; Rodentia; Cricetidae
Gene: Lrrfip2
Product: LRR binding FLII interacting protein 2
Exons: 30
Coding region: 407-2638 (743 amino acids)
Biological process (GO): regulation of DNA-templated transcription
Source: RefSeq, a predicted model, not a curated record